GGCAAAGGCGUCCGUCCAGCCUGUCGUUGGGGCUGAGCUUGCAUCUGACCGCCACCACAGCCUCAUAACGUGCUUGCGACCGAAGAGGUGCCUAGAUAAAUACAAGACAAGGCCUCCAGCCAGAUUCAAUGCUUGCAAGGCCACUUUGUAUUCUAUACCAACCCAACCAUGGUCUCUGAAGCAGACUCAGAACCCGGCCAACCAACACCGACGUCCACAACUGACGUGGAAGCGCCGCCUCAGCACGUGCUUCCAGAAUGGUUCCUGUCGAAAAAUAUCCAGACACCAGAGCAGCUGAAGGAAGCUAGACCCAAGAUUCGCUGGAUCGAUCAAAAGGGUCAAGAUGGACCGGCAGCAGUACCAAGGAUAGAGACCAUUGCCGAUGCCGGCUCAGAAGCAGCAGCAACGACAGAGACAACAGCAGAGGCUGCAAAGGCUACAGAGGGUGCAUUCGGAGUAUCGCACCAACUGUUCACGUCAGUGCGCGACACGUUGGCUGCAUUGAUGAUGCGCGAUGCUUCUGGCAAGCUGCCCAUGUAUAGUAUGGGAGCCACCAUCCAAUGCAAAGCUGCCGAAUCGGACGACGUCUGUAGAGAAUAUGUCCAGGCACUAGCCAAGGAAUUCAACGCCACCUUGGCUACAGUGUCACUCGAUGAUUUCAGAAGUUUGGCAACAACAUACGGCAACCAUACACCUGUUCCACCUGCUGGUCAUGGUAGCGGCGCAACGAGCUAUCGCAGGCCAACUAAGGAAUCGGGCUACGAGGUCUAUCAUCCUGCCGAUGGACCCAUGCUUCAUCACUUUGGCCAGCGAUGCCAGCGAAAUGUUUCCGAAGAGGAGGCGCAGAUUACCAAACGAGCCUUUGCGCCGAUAUUGGGCCUUGCGGAGGAUAUGCGCGAUGCCGGGGCCGACAUUGCGAAAGACAAGACAACAAAAGAUGAAACUCCCAAUGAUGAGACUCCAAAGGAUGAGGCUGUAACAGAAGAGACUCUAAAGAAGGAUACUUCAAAGGACGAGACACCAAAAGAAGAGACUGCAAAAGAAGAGGCUUCAAAGGACGAAACCGCAACAACCGAAGCCUCAAAAACUGAAUCUUCAAAGGCAUCUCACAUCUUGAUGAUUCACCUUGCUAUGGCUAGGCAGCUGCUUCCAGUAGCGUAUCGCAAAGUCCUUUGUAGACUUCGCGAGGCUGUGUAUCACGCUAGGGCUGAAGGCAAAUCCGUCCUCCUGCUCAUUACAUCCCAAGUGGACGAGAAGUCUAACCAGGAAUACUACCGAAGUAACAAAACCAAAGACUACCGUCUCUUUCAAUUCAAAGGAGGAAUCCCACCAGCGUCCACCUUUAUGCUACGCCCUGUUGAGGUACCCGACCAACUCAAAAAGCCUAUCAAGCCCGAAGAGACUGCCUCCAACCGUUUUGUCCUGGGGCUGAAGGCGAUGCUACAGCAGUAUGCGGGGCAAUAUUUUGAUGAAGAGCUAUUGCUGCCCAGUACGCAGUGGGAUCUCAAAGUGGAUAAUGAACAUAUCAACCUGGACGGCUCGGAUAUUGACCUCAUGGAAGAGGUUGCCGUACAAGUGGCAGGACGGGCUUGGAACAAAGAGAAACUCAACGUGGACGAUGUUGUUGAUGUCUUGCAUCGAAUCUCCCUCUCUAAGAAACUGCGCCAUGACGAGGGCGACGCCAAUAGCAAUUCUGACAAUGACUCGAAUUCAGAUAGCUCCGACUCGGACUCUGACUCCGAUGAUGAGAAAGCUGGAUACGAGAAGGAGAUGCUGGAAUACAUGGUCAAGAUUGAGGAUAUGAAUUCGACAGGACUGGACGAUGUUAUUCUGAAAGACGAAGUCAAAGACACAGUCAAGCAGCUGAUUAUGCUUACCAAGAUGAAGGUCCACGCGAAAUCCUCCGUCCUCCUGUCUCGACUACAGGUCAAAGGCGCGCUAUUCUACGGACCACCCGGAACCGGAAAGACGCAUCUCUGCCGCGCCAUUGCCCAAACGAUGGGCUGCAACAUGCUUGCUCUAGACUCUGCCGCGUUGGAGUUUACUGCAGUAGGCAGAACGGAGAAAUCUAUCCGAGCGGCAUUCACAGUGGCCCGCAAGCAUGCGCCAUGCAUCGUCUUCUUUGACGAGGUCGACGCUCUGUUCUAUCGCCGCGGCGAGUGGGACAGGAAGUGGGAGCGCACAACACUCACCCAGUUUCUCCAAGAGCUGGAUGGGUUAACAUCUAGGGCAAGUGAUGCGCCGUUUGUUCUCGUCGCCACGAACCGGCCCAUGGAUCUUGACCCUGCCUUUCUGCGCCGUCUGCCGCAGAAGAUUCAUUUUGGACUUCCAGACGAACAAGCCCGUGAGAAGAUUCUGGGUGUCUUGUUGCACAAGGACGAUAUCCUCCCUGAUGUAGAUCUUAAGAGACUGGCAGCCCUGACCGAUGGAUAUUCAGGAUCCGACCUGAACAACUUGUGUGGUGAGGCGGCUCUGCUCUGGGCCAUGGAGUAUAAUCUUGCCGGAAAUGAUAAUGCGUCGACAGCAGUGGAGAAUCUCCCAACCGUACAGCUGUCCAAUGCGCAUUUCAUACAUGCCCUUCAGAAGAUUCGUCCGAGUGUGUCCAAGAAGCAGCUGCGCGAGCUGGACGACUUUAGACAUGCAUUUAACCCGGCCAGUAGCGGUAAUGGGGAUUUAGAGACACCAGAUUAG
This is a messenger RNA of [Torrubiella] hemipterigena, 2691 nucleotides long. NCBI's taxonomy places the organism in Eukaryota, Fungi, Ascomycota, Sordariomycetes, Hypocreales, Clavicipitaceae. The record is from the annotation of a GenBank genome assembly.